AUGGAAAGUAAUUUUUUAUGUUUGGAAUGCUCAAAAGCUUAUUCAUUCCGACGAAAUCUACGGGCGCAUAUUAUAAAACACCAUCCUUCGAAAUUAGAGGAAUUAGCUCCUACAUUAAGAACUGCUGGCAAAUACCCAUGUGAUGAUUGUGGGAAAAUUUUUUCGAAACCACAUCGGCUUCGUGCACAUGAACGCACAGAGCAUGGUAAAAAUUACAACUGCAGUGUGAAGAAGUGCCCAUUAUGUGAUUUUAGGUCUAAAAAGCCAGAAUUACUGAAACAUUUUGAAAACUUUCAUGAUAUAUGUAUUAUAACUGAAGAUUUGCAAUUCCCUUCUUUUAAAGAAUUUCUUGCUUGGAAAAAGAACAUAGAAACUGAAAGAAAGUGUACUUUUUCAGUCGAACGUGGUGUACAGAAAACAAACGUAAAUACUAAGCGCUUUUUUGCUUGCCAUCGUUCUGGUGUCUAUACUCCGCAAGGCAAUGGUAUUAGACAAAUAAAACAACAAGGGUCAAAAAAAAUAAAUGGAUUUUGCCCUGCAAGUAUCACUGUCAAUGAAGCUGAUGGAAAAUGCUAUGUUCAUUACAUAAAAACUCAUGUUGGACAUGAAAAUGAAAUUGAGCAUUGGUUUCUCUCCAAAGAAGAAAGAAAGUACAUAGCUUCUAAAAUUGCUGCUGAUAUUCCUUUUGAAAUGAUUUUAAGCGAAAUUCGAGGCUCUGCUGCAGCAGAUCAAUCACGUAUGCAUUUGGUCACUCGACAUGACUUGCAUAAUAUUGGGAAAAGUGCACUUACCACAUCCAAAACUCUAACUUUGAUGGAAAAAAUUGAGAUUUUGAAGGAAAGCGUUUUAUUCAUGUUAGAUUCAAUAAAAACUGAUGAUGAGUAUGAUGCAAUUAAAGAAUUGUUUGACACAAUGCAGCCAACAUUAGAUGAAGCACGUAACCAGAAUGGAAGUUUUUCUGAAUUUGAAAUUGAUUUUCCAUCUGACAAGAACAUUACACCCAAGGAUAUGACAAAGAAAAACACAAGAAUUGAUGAGCAACAGAGUGGUUUAUUUUCUACCAAAGAAGAAGAAAGAAAAAAACAAGAAAAUUUUUGUAAACCCAUGAAGGAAGAACUUGUGACGUAA
Molecule: messenger RNA, 1128 nt
Organism: Stegodyphus dumicola
Lineage: Eukaryota; Metazoa; Arthropoda; Arachnida; Araneae; Eresidae
Source: RefSeq, a predicted model, not a curated record